Messenger RNA from Acanthopagrus latus (yellowfin seabream), 4587 nucleotides. It is a transcript of the gene npy8ar, whose product is annotated as neuropeptide Y receptor Y8a. Gene Ontology annotation, cellular component: plasma membrane; neuron projection. Lineage: Eukaryota; Metazoa; Chordata; Actinopteri; Spariformes; Sparidae. Gene Ontology annotation, molecular function: neuropeptide binding; neuropeptide Y receptor activity. Gene Ontology annotation, biological process: G protein-coupled receptor signaling pathway. The record is from RefSeq and is a predicted model, not a curated record. Bases 1605 to 2753 code for a protein of 382 amino acids. The transcript is spliced from 5 exons.
AUGAGCAGUCUGUUUUUAUUCACUUCUUCUGCUAAUUUAUUAAUCUUUAAAAAUUAAAUAAAUACAUAAAUAAUCACUUGGUUUGACACAUUUUAAGAUGAUCCUGCUCUGAAGAAACAGCUCAGAUCAGCUCAGCUGUCGAAGGACACAGAUGGAAAUGAAAAGCUGAUGUGGGAGAUAAAAACCUCCUUCGGUUCAUGACAUGAUCAGAACAUCAGAACAGCUGCAGCCCGGUGCUGCUGGUUCUGGUUGUCAGGUGGAGCAGCAGCUGAGACCGGAGCUCACCGUCUGAGUUACUCUUCUCCUGUGCAGCUGCAGAACUGCUCUGUGGACACUUCACCUGACUUUAUAUCCUCAUGUUGUUUAAGUUCGGUUCCUUCAGGUGCAGUACCUCAGCAGAUGUUUUUCCACGGGUCAAAUAUCCCACUGAAACCCGCUAAGACUGGGCCGGGUCAGUGGACUCUGCAGCUGGCAGGUUCUCUUCACCUGUGCUGGUGUGAUGACGUGUUAUCAACAUCUGGUGGUGUGUAGAUGAAACUGGAAACUGUAAUUUUACACCAUCAGCUGUUUUAGUUCAGUAGAGGAAAGAUCCGGAUUCUUCCUCCAGUUCUGGUUCCUCUCUGGGGGGCUUCUCUCUCUGCACCCUCUCUUAAAACCUGGAUCCGACCCUGCAGACCUGAUCCCACUGGGACGAACCUCUCUGACGAUACAUGUUGAACAGAAGCCUCGGAAUCAAGAAGAAGAAGAGGAAGAAGAAGAAGAAGAAGAAGAAGAAGAAGAAGAAGAAGAAGAAGAAGAAGAAGAAGAAGCUCCUCCAGCGCAGAUCUCACUGCGCAGCUUCUCCCCACCGCCAACUGCACACACACACACACACACACACAUCAACGCACACGCACGCAUGCACGCGCAGCUCUGUGUGCAGAGCGGUGAGCACCGGCAGCACCACACACACACACACACACACACACACACACACACACACACACACUCACUCCAGCACCGUCUGUGGCCGCAGACACAACACCGACCGGCGGGCAGGUGAGUGCAGCUCCUCGUUUCUUCCGUCGGCUGGAUUUUACAGAUGUUUUGUUUUUCUCUGAGAGGCGACAGAUGUGACAGCGCACACACACCGAACACACACCGAACACACACCGAGAACACACCGAGCACACACCGAACACACACCGAGCACACACCCGGCGGAGGGCGGCGGACAGGCGGCGUGUUGACGCCGCACUGAGGUAACUUGUGACGGGCUGCGUGCGGCUGCAGCUCCGCUUCACUGGGACCUGAUGGAGGCGGAGAGCUGCAGGGAAACUCUGGUGCCGAGCGGAUCCAGCGGGAUGCCGACAGUGAAGGAAAAAGAGGACAACAUCUAUAUUUGACUCAGUCGUCUCCUCAUCUGCAUCCCACCAACAAACAGUCCUGAGCUCUGCAGCAGCUCCUCCCUCGUCUGUCAGCUCUGCUCUGAUCUCGCUCCGUUUUUGGGGAAGAGAAGUUCAAUACCAGCCGCAGGGUUCUGGUCCUGUCGAGCCCCCCGACCCCUGACGCACUGUCCCCCCCUCGGCUCACCUCACCCCUCCCUCCCCUCUCCUCACCCCGCCAUGUCCAACGACAGCAGCCUGCUCAGCGUCUGGGAGGCCUCCGACUGGGCAGAAACCUCUCAGUGCCCGCCCUCGGUGGGAGGAGCUACUUUCUUGAUCGUAGCGUACAGCGCCGUCAUAGCGAUCGGGUUGCUAGGCAACGCGGGCCUGGUGUUCAUCAUCGCCCGGCAACAGGAGUUACGUAACGUCACCAACAUCCUGAUCGCCAACCUGUCGUGCUCUGACAUCCUCAUGUGUGUGGUGUGUCUCCCCGUCACCGUCAUCUACACUCUGAUGGACCGCUGGGUUCUGGGAGAGGCCCUGUGUAAGGUGACGCCCUUCGUUCAGUGCAUGUCAGUGACGGUUUCCGUCUUCUCGCUGGUUCUGAUCGCUCUGGAGCGGCACCAGCUGAUCCUCCAUCCCACCGGCUGGUCCCCCGCUGCAGGACACUCCUACCUGGCUGUGGGGCUCACCUGGCUGGUCGCUUGCUUCAUCUCUCUGCCCUUCCUCUCCUUCAACAUCCUCACCAAUGACCCCUUCCAGAACAUCAGCAUGCCCGCCAACCCCUUCAGGGAUCACCUGAUCUGUAUGGAGCUGUGGCCGUCAGAUAAGCACCGCCUGGCCUACACCACCUCGCUGCUGCUCUUCCAGUACUGCCUGCCUCUGCUGCUGGUGCUGCUCUGCUACCUCAGGAUCUUCCUCCGCCUCAAACGACGCAGGGACAUGCUGGAGCGCAGCCGGAGGACUCGCGGAGCCCAGAGGAUCAACGUGAUGCUGUUAGCCAUCGUCGUAGCCUUCGCUCUGUGCUGGCUGCCGCUGAAUGUCUUCAACACGCUGUUCGACUGGCACCACCAGGCCCUGCCCGACUGCCAGCACGACGCCAUCUUCUCCGCCUGCCACCUCACGGCGAUGGCCUCCACCUGCAUCAACCCCGUGGUGUACGGCUUCCUCAACAGCAACUUCCAGAGGGAGCUGAAGGCGACGCUGCAGCGCUGCCAGUGCGGCAGCCGGGCGGCCGAGAGCUACGAGAGCUUCCCGCUGUCCACGGUGGGCAGCGAGGGCAUGACCAAAGCCACCUCCCUCAACAGGAUGGGGUCAGUGUGCGUUCCCUCGCCCAGACCCGAGUUCGGCUCGGCCAUACCAGCGAAAACAAUACCAGCUCACAGCUAACUGUCAGGUGACAGGUGAGCAGCGGCCGAGUGUCUCUGAGCGAGUCAAACGCUCCUCCAGCUUCACUUCACCUCCAUCUCUCUCCUGUCGGAGUGAAGCAGCUUGUUUCCACUCGAGCGGAGCGCUGAGGGGCAGGAGAGGGUGGAACUCUUGUAAAUGGACUCAAGAAGAGCUGGUAGAGCGAAAAAAUAUGUUCUUUAUACGUAAAUCACCUGUACAUAUGUUAGCAUAGCUGGUUAGCUAGUAACACUGGUUCACCACAGGAGCCCCAGACGGUGGAGCCAAUUUUUUGUAGAGCUGCAAGAUUAAAUGAAUUUAUCUCUGUUCAAGUUAACCGGGUGCUGAACCAGAAGUUAUCCGGCUCGGUUCACGCUCUGUGGGCCGAACAACACUGAAGUUCUGUGUCUUUUUAUCGCCCGUUUUAGCUUCAUGAGCAGCUUUCUGGGGCUCCGUCUCAACACUGUCCAUGUUUGAAUGUAACGUCCUCAUUUUACCACAGUGGAUGGCAAGCUAGCUAGCCAAAUAUGCUAAGAUUAGCAGCCCAGGCUUCUUUAAAGCAGACGAACACAGUAACUCCGUACGGUUCUGCUCGUGUGUUCUUGUGUUUUGGGACGGAGAGGCUCUCUCCUCCUGGUCCUGCUGCUCAGCUGGGUUUGGACAGUCGCUGGCGGGUCUGCAGGUCCAACACGAAGGAAGAACUUCUCCACAGCUCGCCCACGAACACGUGUUUUAUAUGUAACUUUGCGAAGUGUAAAUGAUAUUACUCAGAUAGUGAACACUGUCGAUUAGCAUGCCUUACGUGACGGAGAUUCUCAGCGCUCGACUCAACACAGCGGAGGUGAAUGAGGCUGCGUGUUAUCGGUGUAUUAUACAACUUCUUCACCAUGAACGUCUUCAUCACACGCCGCUGAACACGAGACGGACGAGCUGUGAAGAGCAUCUAGAAACUUGAAUGGAUUUCCUCCCGUUUUCAGUGGCAGAGUCAUGUCGUCACUGCCGCUCAGCCUUACGUCUCCGAUCAGAUGACGAGAAUGUUCCCAAUACUGAACACUCAGCAGGUUCUGUAGCAGAAAUCUGACGCCGUGAAGCGAGACGUCAGAGGCCGGCAGGUUCUUCUGUGCAGGCGUUGGUUCGUGUCCCUGCGUCUCCUCUCAGCUCCGUGACGACGCUCGAGAAACAACCAAUACAUCCAUCUUUGUGUUUUCUGUUUGUAUAAGUUUGAAUUGAAGCUUUUCCAUCGUGAGCAUUUAAAAUGUAAAAUGUUAUUUACAAUUUUAUGGUGAUCGACAAUAUAAAAUAAAAUCUAGUUUACAGUUUAAAGGUGCAAUAUGUAAGAACUGAAAACAGACAGAGGGCAGUUUGUCCUGCAUGUUAUAUAACUGCUAACUGUAGCUAACUGUGGCUGCUUUGAACUAGUUAGCUCAGUUAGCCGUGCAGCUAGCAGUGGGACUGGGAGUUUGGGGGGCUAGGCUGGGGCUAGCUGGUUAGCAUGAUAGCUUCAUGAUAUCUUCAGUAGUAGUUGUGUAACUUCUUCACAUUCUGUUGAUUCUUUUAGAACAUUUUAUUACAGUUCCUACACAUUGCUCCUUUAAGUUGUCCUUUUUUAUAUCCAAUUAUGCCUUUUUAUUCUUAGAGGUGGAGUAGAAUAAGGACUGAUUUGCAUUAUUUAUGUAUUUAUUGUGGUAAAAUGAUCUUCCAGACGCUGGGAGGAAGACUUGGGACAGUAUCAGGGGUGUUUCUGUGACUGUCGGUGAAUUUUGAGCAUUUUCCUCUUUGCUGGAUUCUCUGUGACGUCUGUCAGUUCGCUGUCAUUAAACCAAGUGUGGAAAAUGUG